GAAGUAGAAAUAUUUAACCAAUGGGGCCACCUUAUUUCUCAUCUCUUUUCUUCAAGAUUUUGCAGCUAUGGCAACUUUCAAGCUAAGAUCACUUUUGGGUCUCCACAAAUGGAGGCCCAAGUUAUUGGUUUGUUCAGCUUCACACUUUUCUCCAUUUCGCAGCUACUCUUCACUGAAUGACACAUCUCUUUUUGGAAGAAUUGGAUUCAUAGGACUUGGAAACAUGGGAUCAAGAAUGGCCGAUAACUUGAUUAAGGCUGGAUACAAUCUUGCUGUUCAUGACAUCAAUCAUAAUGUUAUGAAGAUGUUUUCGGACAAAGGCGCUCUCACGGAAGACUCGCCUUUGAAAGUUGCAGAGACAAGUGAUGUUGUUAUUACAAUGUUACCAUCAUCAAACCAUGUUCUGGAUGUUUAUACUGGACAAAAUGGUUUGCUUAGUGGCGGUAAUCCACUCAGACCAUGGCUAUUUAUUGAUUCUUCUACGAUUGAUCCUCAAACAUCAAGAAAGGCCUCUGCAGAUGUGUGUAAUUGUUCUUUGAUGCACAAGAGAGAUGGCUGGAAGACUCCUGCUAUGUUGGAUGCUCCUGUAUCUGGCGGUGUUCUUGCUGCAGAGAAUGGGACUCUUACUUUCAUGGUUGGUGGUACAGAGGAGGCUUACACGGCUGCCAAACCCUUGUUUCUCUCAAUGGGCAAGAACUCUAUUUACUGUGGUGGAUCGGGGAAUGGUGCAACUGCAAAGAUCUGCAACAAUUUGGCGAUGGCUAUUAGUAUGCUUGGGGUGUCAGAAGCCUUUGCUCUUGGUCAGUCUUUGGGAAUUGCAGCUAGCACUCUAACAAAAAUAUUCAAUUCUUCAAGUGCUCGCUGUUGGAGUAGUGACACAUACAAUCCAGUGCCUGGGGUGAUGGAUGGGGUGCCCUCUUCCAGGAAUUAUAUUGGAGGUUUUGCAUCUAAGUUGAUGGCUAAAGAUCUGAACCUUGCUGCAGCAUCAGCAAAAGAAAUUGGACUCAAGUGUCCUUUGACAUCACAAGCAGAAAAGAUCUUCACAGAGCUCUGCAAUAAUGGGCAUGAGGCAAAGGACUUCUCCGGUGUAUUCCGCUACUACUACUCUGGAAAAGAUGAGCAGUAAUCCCCUAAGCUAAGGUAGAUAUUGUUGCUGCAGAAAGAUAGAAGUCUGUAUAGUAGUGCUCUAAAUCCUUUACUUUUUGUAUUUCAGCAGUUCACUUUGUUGAAUCCUGCAUAAUGAUGAACACUGAAGUUAAUGGACUGAUUUUUAUAUAACUCCAGAGUUUCUGGUUCUAUCUGACAGUGUGUAGGAUUUUGUGCUCUUUUAUGAAGAACCAACUAAUGGUGUUCAGAUA
Molecule: messenger RNA, 1358 nt
Organism: Nicotiana attenuata
Lineage: Eukaryota; Viridiplantae; Streptophyta; Magnoliopsida; Solanales; Solanaceae
Product: probable 3-hydroxyisobutyrate dehydrogenase, mitochondrial
Exons: 10
Coding region: 68-1126 (352 amino acids)
Biological process (GO): L-valine catabolic process
Molecular function (GO): NAD binding; NADP binding; 3-hydroxyisobutyrate dehydrogenase activity
Source: RefSeq, a predicted model, not a curated record